Labeo rohita (rohu) is the source of this 1499-nucleotide messenger RNA. RefSeq names its product family with sequence similarity 113 (gene fam113). Lineage: Eukaryota; Metazoa; Chordata; Actinopteri; Cypriniformes; Cyprinidae. The transcript has 10 exons. The record is from RefSeq and is a predicted model, not a curated record. The coding region runs from base 165 to 1346 and encodes 393 amino acids.
GUUUUGUCCAUAUUAACCGCGAGGGGAGCAAUAACUCACUUUUCUUCACAGCUGCAGGAAUCUCAUUACGACGCGCAAUUUAUCCUUGUUAACGAAGUUGGUUCACGUACGGCUUGGUCGUUUGAUAUUAGUAAUCCAAGCUUAAAGGUAACGUUAUAUCCACGAUGAGGCCUGUCAGUCAGCGCAUACAAAAUCAGUUGCUACACAACAAAUUCGUCGUGGUAAUAGGAGACUCGAUCCAGCGCUCCGUUUACAAGGACUUGGUCCUCAUGUUAAGGAGAGAUGCUUAUUUAAGCUUAUCACAGUUGAAAAGCAAGGGUGAGUUUUCGUUCGAGGAAGAUUGCCUUGUUGAAGGCGGCAGACUUGCCGAAAUGAAUAACGGCACCGCUUACAAGGAAGUGAGGCAGUACAGAACAGAUCACCACCUGAUCCGCUUUUAUUUUGUCACGCGUGUUUUUUCACGCUACAUGGAGAGCAUUUUGGCAGAUUUUGAGAGAGGCUUGAAACCAGACGUGGUUAUCGUCAACUCUUGUGUAUGGGAUGUGUCGAGGUACAGCCGUGAAUGGGCUGCGGAAUACCGUGAGAACCUAAACAAGUUCUUCAGUAGACUAAAGGCCAUGUUGCCUGCAGAAAGCCUAGUGUUGUGGAAUAUGACCAUGCCACUGGGAAAGAAGAUAGUCGGGGGAUUCUUGGUCCCAGAGAUCCAACACAUGGGUCCCACAUUAAGAUUUGAUGUCAUCGAAGCGAACUACUUUGGAGCUACUCUUGCCAAUCAGUACGGCUUUGAUGUGCUGGACCUGCACUUCCAGUUUCGCUUUAGCCUGCAACACCGCAUGAAGGAUGGUGUCCACUGGAAUGCCGUCGCCCACCGACAAAUCACAUGCCUGCUACUGGAGCAUGUAGCACAGGCAUGGGGAGUGGAGCUGCCAAAUCUUGACCAGCUUAAGGCAGAUCACCCACAAUUACAUGAAAACCACACUUGGAAGACUGCUACUGCAAGUGCUCCAGCUCGCUAUCAAGGUCAGUACAGCAAUGAGAGAGCCUUUAACCCACCUGCGAUGCCCGCCAUCCACUACAACAAUGGUCCAGCCUGGACACAAGGCCAGAUGAUGAGGCAAUUCGAUGGCUUUGGCUCACAGUUCAACAGCUAUGGUGCACAGUUCUGUAAUGACAGUAUACCUCCACACCUAACAGCAGGAUACCAGAGCUUCGAAAGGGAGCCCUUCUAUAGAGGCAUUAACAAUUCAGCUGCUGCCCCCUACUGGCAAAUGAACAACUUGGUGAUGAGACCCAGAAAUAGAAGGCAAUAUAGACCUUACACACGAGAGAGGCCGUACAGAUACUAAAUCGACCUUACUAACUCAGUGGCCAUAAUAUGAUGCACUGUUCCAGAACCAGUUCUUUUAAGCCUUUAAUGUAAAAAUACACCUAUUUUUCAUAGCAAUUAUACACCCCUGAAUUACAGGCCUUGUUGUUUUGGCUGUACAUGUUUAUUAAGC